Molecule: messenger RNA, 882 nt
Organism: Nerophis lumbriciformis (worm pipefish)
Lineage: Eukaryota; Metazoa; Chordata; Actinopteri; Syngnathiformes; Syngnathidae
Source: RefSeq, a predicted model, not a curated record
AUGCGUGGGAUGAUGGGCAGCCAGAGUAGCCCUGUCAAGAGUUACGACUACCUACUUAAAUUUCUCUUGGUGGGAGACAGUGACGUUGGUAAAGGAGAAAUACUGGACAGUUUACAAGACGGCUCGGUGGAGUCACCCUACGCUUACAGCAGUGGAAUCGAUUACAAAACAACCACUAUACUGCUGGAUGGAAGAAGAGUGAAAUUAGAGUUAUGGGAUACAUCUGGUCAGGGCAGAUUCUGUACCAUCUUCAGGUCUUACUCAAGAGGAGCACAGGGUAUUCUCCUUGUUUAUGACAUCACUAAUGGUUGGUCAUUUGAUGGCAUUGACCGCUGGAUCAGAGAAAUUGAUGAGCAUGCCCCAGGUGUGCCCAGGAUCUUGGUUGGCAACCGACUUCACUUGGCCUUUAAACGUCAGGUUCCAACAGAGCAAGCAAGGGCUUAUGCUGAGAAAAACAGCAUGACCUUCUUUGAGGUCAGCCCUCUGUGUAACUUCAAUGUCAUCGAGUCUUUCACUGAACUGUCGCGCAUUGUGCUCAUGAGGCACGGAAUGGAAAAGUUCUGGAGGCCUAACAGAGUUUUCAGCCUCCAAGAUUUGUGCUGCCGUUCCAUCGUCUCCUGCACGCCGGUGCACCUCAUUGACAAGCUGCCGCUGCCUGUGGCUAUCAAAUCCCACCUCAAGUCCUUUUCCAUGGCCAACGGCAUGAAUGCAGUCAUGAUGCAUGGCCGCUCCUACUCGGUGACCAACAGUGCAGCCUCCGGCGGCGCAAGCAGUGGAUGCAAAGCCAACAGUAUCAAACGCUCCAAGUCCUUCAGGCCCCCACACAGUCCACCGAGAACCUCUUCAUCCUCUUCCACCAAGGGGAACUGUAAAAUAUCGUAG